GGUGGAUCGCAGAAUCAGGGGAACUACAACUUCGCUCUGCCCCGCCCCUAUUGCGCUAUCCAGUUUUCUUACUUUCUUUUUCAGGAUUCAUAUGAUGACUUCGAGUAACGACCAGAACCCGUAUUUCUACACUGCACCAUUCUGACAAUCAGCACUCGACAUGUCCUGGGUGAACUACUUAUUUUUUUUCACGGCUGGUGCAGCACUCGCUUGCGAUCCACAGACCCAAUACAGUAGAGAAGAUGGCCAGUGUUGCAAAAAAUGUCCUCCAGGAACCAGGAUGUCGGACAAUAAAGAUUGCCUGGAUCCCCUGUGCAAGCCAUGUGCUGUGGAUGAGUAUCAGAUGGGCCACACUGUGGAAAAGAAGUGUGACCUUCAACCGUACUGUGACCCCAAUAAAAACAUGGUCCACGAUGAAGCUGUUACAAAGGAGAAGCUAAGCGUGUGCAGGUGUCGUGACGGGUUUCACUGCUCCACCGAAGCGUGCAUUACCUGUGUGGCCCACUCCCACUGUGCAGCCGGACAGAGGGUCAAAGACAAAGGGAACCAUUCUCUUGACACAGUGUGUCAAGAUUGUCCGCCCAACACAUUUUCUCCUCUGGAGCAUGCAGGCAGUGACUGCCAUGAUUGGACUGUAUGUGAACCUGGACCCGUAAAAAUAGAUGGUACAACCACAUCUGACGCAAUCUGUGAGUCAACACAUCGUCAACACUUCUUUUUGAUAAUCCCAAUCCUCAUAAUCCUUGCCCUGUUUGCAUUUGCAUACUGGAAACUAAGAGGUAAUGAAGAUAAAAAGCAGAGUUUUGAAGAACUCGGCACUACAGACGCACCCGUGCCCAUUCAUGGACCGGAAGUAGCCAUAACGUUACCAGAAGAGAACGACUACCCGCUGGUCCGUCCUCAGCCACCUAUGGGCACCAACGGCGGCCCCCCAGUGACUGACAACGGGAGAGUCGUAGCACAGGAAAGGGGGAAAGGUUCCGUCGUCCCACAACAAGAAUCCCAUGAUCCCUUGUUGCUUAUCAAUCCUUUUGACUAACUUCAACCAUGUUACUUAAAUUAGUCUGUGAUAGAUAUUGUAAAUAUAUAACAUGUCAUAGACUGACAUUGUUAAGUGUUUGAUAGUUUUUGUACAUACUUUUUUGUUUGUUUGUCAUUACGUUCUUGCGAUUGUUAAUAUUUUCUGAACAGGAGAAAAUGAGACCAUGUCAUGACUAUGUAUUGCCUUAAGGGGGUACUAGUGAUCUGCUAAAGGGUUUUGGAAGUACCCUUGAGCGUGAGGGAAUCUGUACUUGAUUCACUUGAGUAGCCUUUUAGCAACUCGCUGGAUCUUGCUGCAGCAAUACAAUAUGUUAAAGGUUAUAGUUGGUUAAUGAAAACCAUAUGUUCUCAGGUUUGUUCUAAUGUGAUUAUUUAUUAAUUUAAUUAAAUAAUGAUUACAAGGUGACAAAUGCUCGAUUUAGACAGUAGUGUGUGUAUGUGUGUAGAUUGGUUAUGCUUAGGGCCAAGCAGAACAAGAAAAUCGGAUUGAUUGUUAAUGGAAAUUUAGACCAUGGAGGAGGGUUUAACAUGAAAUAGGCUCUUGUGAGAAUGGUAGGAAUAUCCUAUUCCCAAGUCUAUCUUCACAAAUGUCUGUAUAAUAUUUGCUUUACUGUGUUUGAUUUUAGUAACAAGUUCGUCUGAUUAUAAGCAGCCACGCCGAGUCAGUGUAGGAUGUAGCCUAUAUGUGGGGCAUAUCUGAUAUCUUGUGUCUGAUCGGAUCGAUAUAAAAAAAUCCACGGUGUACACAUAAAGUUAAUAAAGUGGAAAACCCAAA
Molecule: messenger RNA, 1816 nt
Organism: Gadus macrocephalus (Pacific cod)
Lineage: Eukaryota; Metazoa; Chordata; Actinopteri; Gadiformes; Gadidae
Gene: cd40
Product: CD40 molecule, TNF receptor superfamily member 5
Exons: 10
Coding region: 161-1039 (292 amino acids)
Biological process (GO): positive regulation of canonical NF-kappaB signal transduction; cellular response to tumor necrosis factor; positive regulation of isotype switching to IgG isotypes
Cellular component (GO): external side of plasma membrane; CD40 receptor complex
Molecular function (GO): CD154 receptor binding; antigen binding
Source: RefSeq, a predicted model, not a curated record